AUGUUUAGUGCCUCUGCGGGUGUGGUCCUCAAUGCCCCGCAGAUGCAAAGACUGGUCAUUCUUUGUACAUGUACGAUUGUACCAGUACCAGUACCAGUACCAGUACCAGUACCAGUGCCAGUACCAGUACCAGUACCAGUACCAGUACCAGUACCAGUACCAGUACCAGUACCAGUACCAGUAGCAGUACCAGUACCAGUAACAGUACCAGUACCAGUACCAGUACCAGUACCAGUACCAGUGCCAGUACCAGUACCAGUAUCAGUACCAGUACCAGCACAAGUACCAGUACCAGUAAAUACGUAA
Molecule: messenger RNA, 306 nt
Organism: Anastrepha obliqua
Lineage: Eukaryota; Metazoa; Arthropoda; Insecta; Diptera; Tephritidae
Product: cyclin-dependent kinase inhibitor 1C-like
Exons: 1
Coding region: 1-306 (101 amino acids)
Source: RefSeq, a predicted model, not a curated record